GUGAAGUGGCUGAAGAAACGUCGCGCAUUUAGAAAAUCCAAUGACAUCGAGAUAUUUCUCUCAGGAGCUGAAUUGAAUUUACAUUCAACAUGUGGCCAAAAAGAUGACUGCGAGUCCAGAUUCCUCUGUUUCUGCUGAAUGUGAGAUGGCGACCUCUGACCCCUGUGCAAACGCACCCCCCACCCCGCCUGAGGACUCUGCGCCCUCCCCCUCGCCUCGCAAGAAGCGCGGGCGUCGGAAACUAGAGCAAACCGGGAAGAAUAAGGUUCCUCCUCCUGCAGACGAGCCAGAUGACAGAAACUGCGACUCCCCCGGAGAGGUUGAGGCUGGCAGGCUGCGGAGGAGGCCGGUCCCCAGAGUGACUUUCCAGGCUGGAGAUCCGUACUACAUCAGCAGGAGACAGAAAGAAGAAUUGCUGAGCCGCUGGAAGAUGGAGGCGGAGCGUCGGGCGUACAUAGAGGCAGAGAUGAACAUAAUGGACGCCCAAUCAGAAGCCAUCUUUCAGAAAGAGGAGGGGCCAUCAAGCCCGGCCCCGCCCCCUUCACAACAACACACCGCCCCCGCCUCGCCAACAGUUGCCGUGACGCCAGAGCCCGGCAACAGGGUGGAGCGGGCCACGCCUCGAGAGAUGGAGUACCAGGGUUUCCUCACCACAGAGAACUUUCCGUCUCCGAACCACAUGACCCAGCGAGUGCCGUCUGCAGCUCUGCUCCGGCCGCUCAUCCACCAGGACACGAUCCUGCCGGGCCACCAGGAGAAACCCCGCAGCUUCCCGAACACCAAGACACCGAUUCCAAAACCCCGGCCGUCCUGUCAGCGCAGAACACAAGACCAGUUAAAACCAGAACUCAUGAUAUAA
This is a messenger RNA of Notothenia coriiceps (black rockcod), 859 nucleotides long. Its product is annotated as DNA (cytosine-5)-methyltransferase 3A-like. The record is from RefSeq and is a predicted model, not a curated record. The transcript is spliced from 6 exons. Bases 104 to 859 code for a protein of 251 amino acids. Lineage: Eukaryota; Metazoa; Chordata; Actinopteri; Perciformes; Nototheniidae.